UCUGCAACAAGUGUCGCGUGGGCGUGUCCACCCUGGACUGGAAGUGCACCGUCUGCCACGCCUACAGAUAGGAGGCAUGAAGGUUAAGAUCAGGUCCGGGGAGUGGUUUUUGGAAGAAAGGGCCAAGAAAUUUCCACCUGACUCGGAAAGGCAUGAGACUGUUGGGGAGAAGUUACUAAAGUUUUACCAGAGGUUGAGUCAUAUAACAGUCGUUCCGCCAACCGCUCCACCCUAUUACGAUGGUCCAUCCUUCAGCAGAUCAGGGGGACUGAACAAUUCCUUUAAAAAACCAUUCACCAAGUUUAUGGAGGACCUGAUGGUUUCCCUCACAAGCCACAUGAGAAGGUUCUCCAGGUCGCAACAGGAUGUACGAGUGGAACAGGAUCUUCUUACAGUGAACAACAGGGGACAGAGCACUGUCUGGAAAAGCCUCUCUGACACAAACAUCAACAAAUACAACAAUCUUACCAAAGGCCCCAGUCUUACCAACCUGUUCAAGAAGAGCCGGAAUGAUGACCAGAGCAGUUCCUCGUCAGGGGCGGAUGAGGACCUUUCUCUGGGUUCAGAGUACUCAUGGGGAAAGAGGGGCAGUAGUGCUAGUAGCACUGGUACAGACUGUGGUCUAUUGGAGAUCAACAGAGUGACAGGGGAACUAAAGCUCGCCAUCGCCUUCAACCACAUCACUUCCUGCCUGGAGAUCACAAUAAACGGCUGCAGAAACCUGGCGAAUGGAGAUAUCAAGAGGAAGAAGUGUCACCCGUACGUCAAAGUCUACCUACUGCCGGAGAAGUCUCAGAGCAGCAAACUGAAGACAACUAUCAAGAGGAACACAACGGAUCCCAUUUAUAAUGAAAUUUUACAGUGCCAGAUGGAGAGCCCCUUGUUGUCUAGGAGUACUCUGCAGGUGUCUGUGUGGCACUCUGCGACCCUGAAGAAGAAGGUGUUUCUGGGAGAGGUCCUCGUCCCGCUGGAGGGCUGUAUAUUUAAGGACAGCACCACCCAGGGCUCCAACUGGUACCCCCUGUGUCCAAAGCCUGAGAGUCCAGAAGGGAAUGCAGUAGAGCAGGAUACAGCAGGAGAACUGCUGGUCAGAAUGAAGUUCACCUCCUUGUCCCAGCCGUCCUGGGUUUGCCACACAGAUGCGGUUCAUAUUGGACCACAUGAUGUUGAUCAACUGACUGUUCUUGUCACUGGUGCCAAAAAUCUGCCCACUAAAGCAAACAACAGUCAGAACACCUAUGUGAAAGGGUGCUUGACUCUUCCCGGGCCCAGAGAGCUGGUCCAGAGGACCCCUGUCCUGAAGAAGCCCAGUCCGGUGUGGUCUCACCAGCUGCUCUUCAGCAGAGUCACGCCCUAUGACCUCCAGAUCUGCACUCUGGAGCUUGACCUCUGGGACCACGCCCCCUUUACCUUCUCAGACCGCCUCCUGGGCUGGGGCAGAAUGGAAGCCGGGUCAUCAUGGCAACUGGUGCUGCAGACACCCAACAUGUGGCAUGACUUCAGUUUACCCAUGCAAGCCAACAUCAACAGCAGGAGAACAUGAUGUCAGAGUCAACAGGGAAAAAAAGCAACUGGACUGGACACGGUCUCCCCACAAGAAAAACCUUGGCACUUUAAGGGCUCUAUUCAAUCCGUACCGCAGAAAUUCAGCGUAAUUUAAAGGCAAUGCUCCCACAUUAGCGGAGUCUGCAUUUAUGUCGGCUCAAUAUGAAAUGACUUUUACAUUUCUGCAAUACAGACUGAAUAGAGCCCCUACUCUACCUUUACCUCUAUUUGCACUGACUGUCAGGCCCUUGCUUAGUGAAAGUCCCUCCUAUUAACUAUUUAUGUUCAAUUGAUGAACUUUUAUGUAUUAAAAGGAUGUUCUACUCAAAAGGAAACCUAUUGUUCUUUAUUACUGUUUUUAAAGGGACGUUCCACUCAAAUACAACCCAACAUGAUUUUUCCACUUUCCUUGGAAAAUGGCCUACAACUGAGGUGUUCAAGUGGAAAAUCAUGUUAAGUUGUAUUUUGAGGGGAAUAUUCCUUGUGCUUUAAGCAUGCUCACCUGAUAACAUCGAAUGAAUGAAAGUCAUUAAACGUCUGAGAAAGUGACUGUCUACAACAUGUGGUUCUCAUUCUUUCUUAGUUUCUUCUUGUCCUUUCUAUUCAUGAGUUUCUGUAACCUGUAGUUAACCCCUAGCUAACGUUUCUCCCUCAAGUCAGAAGAUCAAAAAGUGAAAACACAGUAUGAAGCUGUAAUCAUAGAUCUUUAUUGCCAAUAUGCUAAACACCUCAUUAUAAAAUCCAGUUGAAAUAAAGAACAGUGGGCCAGCAGCAGCACUGUGUGUUUUGGUUAUAGUGUCAGUAAUAACCGAGUCUAGCACACAUCCACAGAGAGGGAACGGUGAGACUGUAUUCCCGGUAAACGCUGCAUUUGUCGGCUCAAUCGGAAAUGACCUUUACAUUUCUAAAACGCAAUCUGUAACGCUUCAGUGAUGCAGACUGAAUAGAGUCCUAAGUGUUUUUGUAUAAGCAUUUUUCUCCUGGAGAAGAUGCACGUAUGCCUUGGAAAUGCUGCUAGCUACCGUGAACUGCAUGGCAAAAUGCUGCUAGCUACCGUGAACUGCAUGGCAAAAUGCUGCUAGCUACCGUGAACUGCAUGGCAAAAUGCUGCUAGCUACCGUGAACUGCAUGGCAAAAUGCUGCUAGCUACCGUGAACUGCAUGGUCUCCUUAUGUUGAUUUGAUGACAUAGUGGAAUAUGUUCUAAAGUAAAAAAGAAAGUUAUAAUUUACAAAUCUAAAAGAAAACCUUAUGGAACACAAAACUAUCAUUAUUUUGGUUGAUAUAGAACCUGAUACAUUUUAAAUGUUCUUGUGAUCAUUAGUAGAAUAGCAGAAAUAUACAAACCAAGAGGAAAUAACCCUUUUUUUAAAUGAACCAUUUAUCAUAUAAAUAUUAAACUAUUCAUGAUUUCCCAGAUACUGUAGAGCAAUAUUAAACAUGAAUGAAAGUGUUCAAAUAUUAUGGAAAAACACAAUGAAACAGAACAUAGUACACUUUUCUGCAAGUAAGAGUAUGAAGUUAAUAUACUGUAUGUUCCCCUUUCUGAGUGGU
Oncorhynchus nerka (sockeye salmon) is the source of this 3098-nucleotide messenger RNA. RefSeq names its product synaptotagmin-like protein 3. NCBI's taxonomy places the organism in Eukaryota, Metazoa, Chordata, Actinopteri, Salmoniformes, Salmonidae. Gene Ontology annotation, molecular function: neurexin family protein binding. The record is from RefSeq and is a predicted model, not a curated record. Gene Ontology annotation, cellular component: plasma membrane; exocytic vesicle. The transcript has 14 exons. Bases 77 to 1543 code for a protein of 488 amino acids. Gene Ontology annotation, biological process: exocytosis.